GUCUUCGGCUCCACUGCUGCAUCAGUGAAUGACAUGAGGAUGUGAAAGAAUACAGCGGGCUGGGCAUAUGAUUUUAAAGCCAUUCUCGAACGGACUGAUAUAUGGACGAUGAGGAAUACACUAAGGACUGACUGAGGAACGGCCUGCAUUUCAGCCUGAGUCUUCCUCACCUGCCAGCCAUGGACUAGACGAGAAGAGUGUGCUUGAGAGACUGUGUGACCGCAGACAUAAGCAUGGUGGUGAGGUGGCUGCUCAACUCCCAUUGAGAACACAAAAAAAUGAGAGCGUGAAGCUGCAGGGCAGGCAGCACAGCCACAUGAUCCCAUGACUCUGGACAUGGAUGCGGUCCUGUCAGACUUUGUUCGGUCCACAGGGGCAGAACCGGGUCUGGCACGAGACCUGCUGGAAGGUAAAAACUGGGACCUGAGCGCCGCUCUCAAUGACUAUGAGCAGCUCCGGCAGGUUCACACUGCCAACCUGCCCCACGUCUUCAAUGAGGGCCGUUACUACAAGCAGCCGGAGCGUAGCAGCACCCCGCAGCACAUCAGCAAGCCUGAGCAAUGCCCCCAGAAACAAGAGGACAACACUCAGGAGAAGCGUCUGUCGCGGGGCAUUUCCCAUGCCAGCUCUGCAAUCAUGUCUCUGGCCCGGCUGCAGGUGUCAGGGGAUUGUGCCAGGGAGCAGUUCCCCCUGGAGAUGCCCAUCUACACAUUCCAGCUGCCCGACCUAAGCGUGUACAGCGAGGACUUCCGUAGCUUCAUUGAGCGUGACCUCAUUGAGCAAUCCACCAUGGUGGCCCUGGAGCAGGCCGGUCGUUUAAACUGGUGGUCCACCAUGUGCACCAGCUGUAAGAAGCUACUACCAUUAGCGACAACAGGAGAUGGCAACUGUCUUCUGCAUGCAGCUUCUUUAGGAAUGUGGGGCUUUCACGACCGGGAUCUGGUGCUGCGGAAGAGUCUGUAUGCCAUGAUGAAGAGCGGAGCGGAGAGAGAAGCUCUGAAGAGGAGGUGGAGGUGGCAACAGACUCAACAGAACAAAGAGUCGGGGCUGGUGUACACCGAGGAGGAAUGGGAGAGAGAGUGGAACGAAUUGCUGAAGCUGGCCUCCAGUGAGCCGCGCACACACUUUAGCAAGAACGGCAACUCCAGCGGAGGGGUUGAUAACUCAGAAGACCCGGUUUACGAGAGCUUGGAGGAGUUCCAUGUGUUUGUACUUGCCCAUGUUCUGAGAAGACCUAUCGUGGUGAUCGCCGACACCAUGCUCAGAGACUCUGGAGGGGAAGCUUUUGCACCCAUUCCCUUCGGAGGGCUGUACCUGCCGUUGGAGGUGCCUCCCAACCGCUGUCACUGUUCCCCGUUGGUCCUGGCCUACGAUCAGGCUCACUUCUCCGCCCUGGUGUCCAUGGAGCAGAGAGACCAGCAGAGAGAGCAAGCCGUCAUCCCACUGACCGACUCUGAGCACAAGCUGCUAGCGUUGCACUUCGCAGUGGACCCUGGGAGGGACUGGGAGUGGGGGAGGGAUGACAAUGACAAUGCUAAGUUGGCAAAUCUUAUUCUAUCACUGGAAGCUAAACUAAACCUUCUGCACAACUACAUGAAUGUAACAUGGAUUCGAAUUCCUUCUGAAACAAGGGCUCCCUUGGCUCAGCCCGAGUCACCCACUGCCUCUGCAGGUGAGGAUGUACAGUCUCUGGCAGAAUCCAUGGACUCGGACCGGGAGUCUGUUUGCAGUAAUUCCAACAUCAAUAAUGGCAAGUCGAGUAAGGAAAAGGACAAAGACAAGCAGCGAAAGGACAAAGACAAAACACGGGCGGACUCAGUGGCCAACAAACUGGGCAGCUUCAGCAAGACUCUGGGAAUCAAACUUAAGAAGAAUAUGGGUGGCCUUGGAGGACUUGUUCAUGGAAAGAUCAGCAAGUCCACUUCAACAAAUGGUCGAACUGUAGAAAACGGAGAGCAGAAAUCCAAGAAAAAGGACUCGAAAACACGAAAAGGGAGCAAAGAGGAGUCAGGCCAGUCGGCCAGCACAUCCUCCUCAGAAAAGGCAACUAGUCCUUCUCCUACAGACCGUGCUUCUGGUAGCUCACCUGUUGAGAGACCGCCUGGAUCAGGCAAAAACUCUGGUGAUCGGACACUGGACAACUGGAAGUACAGCACAGAUGUCAAACUCAGCCUGAACAUACUUCGGGCAGCCAUGCAGGGUGAGCGCAAAUUCAUCUUUGCUGGGUUGCUGCUCACCAGCCACCGACACCAGUUCCAUGAAGAAAUGAUCAGCUUCUACCUGAGCAGUGCCCAGGAACGCUUUAGUGCUGAGCAGGAACAGAAGAGAAAGGCUGAGGCUGAGAAGAAGCCUCAGACCAAUGGGGUGGCACUAAAGAAGCCUGAACAGGAGAGUGUUUUCCAAAGGGAGCGUUCAGAUAGCUCUCCACCUGAGAGUUGCUCACCGGUGUUACAACCUAGCCAUAAUCCUUCCCAGGCUGUGAAGGUCCAAGAAAGGGGAAGCCCAAAACUUGCCGCUUCCCCUAUCCCGAUACCCAUCCCAGCCUCCAUCCCAGGAUCCUCCAUGUCCCCUGUCCCUUUCUCCUCCCCUAGUAACGGUGCUAAGAGACCUGGUCCAGUCCCUGUUUCAGCUCACUAUAGCCAUACGCCACCUAUCCAGAGGCACAGUGUCAUCCACCUGCGGGAUGUCAAUGUGCAGUCAUCCAGCUACCAAGAUGAAUCCUACAAGCCAGUGGUCGGCACUCUCAAAACUUGUGCUACCUACCCCCAGCAAAACCGCUCACUGUCCUCACAGAGCUACAGCCCAGCCCGCAUGUCUGGCAUCCGUACCAUUAAUGCCGUAGACGCCCUCCCGUACAACAUGCCUGGGGAACACAAGUCCCACACUUAUACCAACGGAUUCAACACUGGCGACAUCCGGGACUGUCUGGAGUUUGCAGAUGAGGACCCGGCGCCCCAUGCCUGGCUGGGGCAGGACAAAACCAAAGGGCAGAGUGGCGUUUGCCCAAUGUACUGUUUUCAGCAGAAACGUUGCAGGAGGGAGAACUGCACCUUCUAUGGCCGCCCCGAGACAGAGAACUUUUGUUCAUACUGUUAUAGAGAGGAGCUGAAACGUAGGGAACGAGAGGUGAAGGUGCACCGACCUGGAUAGCCCUGCAAAUGUGCACACAUAUAUAGCCACCCCCAAUGUGUGUGACAAGAACAGCAACACCUCCACCUUUUUGCACUUUGCAAGCGAUACAACGAACUGGCAUAACAUUUUCCUACUAUAUUUAAGAUCGGCCUCCUUGUAUUCUUGUUACUUUACUCUCAAUAGCGAACGAACACUGCUUUACAAUGACAGGAAGUGCAACCAGAAUCAGUUUACAGCUUUGGCCAGAGAUUGUGUUAUUGUUUGUCCUAUGUCCGAUUUACUUCAAUCUUUUACUUGUUCUAGAGUAAAAGCUCUCGUCUGUGCAUUUUGCUCAGUCCGUGUUGUAAACUCCUUGUACCUGCAGAAAGAGAUGUAAAAGCAUACGUCAGUCUCUAACGGAGCUUCCCAAUCAUGGAUGGGAAAACUCUGUUUAGAGGUCAUUAUAAUGCAAUACUUCACAGCUCUUUGGAAUCUUAAUAUUGAAUAACAUUGAUUUUGCUGUGCAUUGCAAAUAAUUACAACGGGAGGGAGAUGCACUGUUCAGCACUCUGAUUUUUUUGAAAGCAAUAAGUUUGGUAACAACCGCCACCCCUCCCCCUUUUAUCUAUGCAUUCAUGACGUCAGCCAUAUUCUACUUUUCCCCAUAUGAUUCUACGGGAUAUAGAUGAGAUUAUAAGAGGUCUGCUGUACAGGGAUUAUUAUGGUGGAAAAUAUUCAAUAUGUGGCAUAUCAGAGUGUGCUUUACAAUUGAUCGUGUGGGAUAUAUAUAUAUAUAUAUAUAUAUACUGUUCAUCAUGCAGUAUAUUGUAAUAUAAAGCCUUUUCAUAGAAGGGUUUGCAUUCCUUCAUGAUAUCAAAUGAAACCUCACUAUUGUGUGCUACUUGAACUUGACAUCCAGUACAGCAAGCAUUUGACUUCCAUUCAUUGCUUUCUGUAUUUGCAAUAUAUAACACAGUCAUGCUAGCGAAUGCUAAAUUACAAGAACCACCGUACCUGAGGAUAUCUGUAUGAAAUGCAAACCCUUAUAUGCUUCAGCAGUGGACUAAAGUUGGAAAGUUUAUGAAACUGUGUAUUUGUCAACUGUUUUAUACCUUCACCAAUGGCACAGCUUGGCUAUAAGCAAUUGGCAACUGCUCAUCAACAUUCUGUAGCACUCAUGCUAACACUGCCAUGCUAGCCUCUCAUGUGCCAAAAAUGGUCCUUCAUCCUCAUUUCAUUCGUCCUCAGGAAUAUUAGUCUUAACCACACAAUUGUGAUUAUCAUAUACAUAGAAGCAUCUAAAUCUAUAAAUGUAAAAUUGGAUAUUUAAAGGUACAAAUCUACCUCUCAAAAGCAUUUUUAGGUUUUUAACUCAUAGAUUACAUAGUAGUGUAAAAUCGUGCCCUAAGUAGGUUCAGCUUGAAAUGUUAGUAGCUGAAAGUUUCACGUGUACAAUAACACGACAAAUUCACAGCCAAUCAGAACAUGUUUUAUGUUUAAUAAAUGACCUAUGCGAUUGCACUGCGGGUGAAGCAACCCAGUAGUUGCGUUUCCAUUACCUUUUGCAAUGUUUUAUAAAUGUCAAUAAAAAAACUUAAGAAAUGACUUAAAGCCACCGGACUUGCCAUUAAUUUUAACUGUAGGAAACAUAGGCAUCUGUCUUUACAGAAGCAGCACAGAGAGCUGCUUCUGGGACACUUCUGAAACUGAAAUGAGACUCGGCAUGCCUGGCAUAAACACAAGCGUUUACUAGAGUAGCCGCAAUUGGCUGUGCAAACUUGUGCAUUGUAAAUAAUGGGUUAUCCCAGCUUUAACGGCAAGGAAAGCCCCUUAUUCAAGCAUUGUGUAGUCAAAGGUUAUAGUACAUUAAAGAAUGACCAUGUGUCUUUUAUAUACGCAAGGUGACCUGUAAAUGCAAAAAAAAAAAAAAAAAACGUUUCCAUUGCAGUUUUGCGAAAUAUUCGUUUUUCGAAUUGCCUAAAAAACCACCACAUGCGAGCGUAAAAACGUUUUAGCGCUCUAUGGAAGUUUCUGCAAAAUUGACGUGUUUCCAUUAGGCGUAUUUUUAAUUCACAAUUUCAAUUUGCGCAAUUUGAAGGGUAAUGGAAACGCAGCUUUUCCUAGAUAGCACAUGUACAUCUGCAAGAUGUCUGUUAAAGAUCACUUGAUCUGGAAAGUAUCUGCUGUAUACGAACGUCUGACAGACGUCUUUCAGAUGUCAGUUCUUCAUACAUUCUAUAUCAUAAACAUCUUAAAGACAUCUAAUAAACGUCUAUUUGACAUCUGAUAGGAAACGUCUAUGGACGUAUUGCAGAUGAGCAAACACUCAAAAAACACGUCUUUCAGAUGUAAAUGCAGAUGUCAAAUAGACGUCUACAUGAUGUACGUGUGCUAUCAGGGUUGAAACAAAACGAUGGACAAAGUUUUCAUACAUUUAGUUUGGACAAAAUCUGUCUCACGACCGGUUAGGACAUAUUGUCAAAUCAAAUCUCUAAAUGUAAAAUUGGACAUUUUAUGGUACAAGCCUACCUGUUGUUUUAGAUAUUAAUCACAGCAGUGCAAAAACCAUCACAGCGUACAACGUGCUAAGCUAAUUACUGACUAACCGGCUAACAAACACACCCCUUCGAUUGCUCGAAGCACUAAUUCUCAUUGUGUGUUAGAAAAUCAGGAUGUUACCGCACCAAUAACUGCGCCAACUAGCAUGACUAGCAUGUUAGCCACUUUGUGUGCCUCUGCUAAGCAAAGGACCAAGUGCUUUUCUACUUCAUGAACAAAAUUACCAUAAGAGCAGCGCUUGUUGUGUUUUGUUGUGUAGCGGUGUCCAGGUAACCAACGCCGUGUCUCUAUAAGUGUUUUGUCUUUCCUGGCCAAGGAUGUCCACUGCUUCGUUCUCUUCCCACGUUUCUACACCUCCACAAUCAUGUGUGUCUUUCGCUUCCCAUCUUCCUGCUUUUCCUUUCCCUCCUUUAUAUUUGACAAGCUCAUGGACUCUCACUGUCUUAGAAUUGUAAAAUAUGAUUUUGUAUUCAUUUGAGAGUUUUACACUACUUUAAAUUAUUAAUUUGCACAUUAGGUACCAAUGUAAAUAGCAGGAGAAAAAGAGACAAAAUAAGAUUAGUUUAUUGUUAACUACGGUGUCUGUGUGGUUCUUUUAAUUGUUUCUGUGGAAGAAAGGUGUGUGCUUGUGCGCUUGCAGACUUGCGUGUCUGUGUGUGUUUUUCCUCAACGUUCUGUAAUUUGAGCAGUGCCCUAGGCUGCCGUUUCAGUCUACAGUAUACAACACCCACAUUAGACUGUCUGAAUUCUCAUAUGAUUGAGCCCGCGAAACUGAAAUAGAAUCUGGUAUAAAACUCUGCGUCUAGUGCCGUUCAGCUUCUAUAUCCCUGCAGUAGUUGCUGUCAGUCGUGGACCAUGAAACACGGCACCAAACAGCUGCCCCACAGGUCACCUGUUUAACAUCUGCCAGAAAGUCUCGCCCUGACAAUGAACUCUCUGUUGUGUUGUACGCUCACUUAAGACGGACAUUCUUUGCAUACUGUACACAAAAGAUUUUAGAGGCCCGAGACUUAAAAGCGAAUCAGGUCACUUUAAAGAACGAUACAUGAUUUGGGUCACCCUUAAAAUUUUAGUCCUAAGACUGCAAAAUAUCUUGAAUUGAAAAUGUGAUGGUGGCUUAUCUGCUAUCACCAAAUGUCAUUUGCAUCAUGCGUGAGAUGUUUUUCUUAUGACUGUCGUGAAACAGGAUACUCUCAAGUUUUUGCAAAAGGAUCACGGACACACCCACACAUUUACUAAGAGCUGAUCUAAGGGUGCAUGCUAUGGAAGAUAUAAUCCUGCUGACGCAGAAACCAGGGCACUUUCCCAAGAACUGAACCAUGUUCCAGCUGUCAUAAAGAUGUAAAAUGACUUAGCAUUUAGCAACCUGUUCACUCUAGUCUAACAAGUGGAUUUGUGGGCCCCCUUUUAACAGUAUCAAGUAUUACACUCAUUUAAAUUAAUCAUUUAUGGUUUAUUUUCGCAUGGUGGUCUUAGGGUGGGCGGGCAUUGUGGCACUGACAUUAACAGUGUGAUUCUGUGCCCUUAUUUUACCUUACACUGACUGUUAUUGCACACCCUAAAGCUGCGUUUACGCAUCUCCAAAAUUCACUUAUGAUCGUCUCAGAUCACACAGAAUUUUUUAUUAGAAUCACAGCCAGUCUGGCAUUUUCCAACCUGAUCUCAUGACGAAAACGUACCUGUGAGAACAUUUUUGCGAGAUGCAAAAUACAUACCAAUAGGUACAUAAUCACUGCAGUUUCCAAUAGAAAUGUCCAUUAGAGGCAGUAAAACAGCCAUCACUCAUAAUCGUUUUCAUACACAGUUAUGUUUACAGCUCCAUAUGUUUACUUUCCAGACGUAACAAGCUUGCUCGGUAGCUCAGCUGGCACGGAAUUGGACUUCGUCUCCAAAAUUUCACCCCUAGUUGGACAGAAUCUUUUAUUAGAAUCACAGCCGGCAGUUUCCAACCUUAUCUUGUGACGAAAACGUACCUGUGGGAACGUUUUCACGAGAUGCGAAAUACGUACCAACAGCACUGCAAUAGCACUACAGUUUCCAACAGAAAUGUCCACUAGUGGCGGUAAAACGUACACGGUUAUUAUUACAGCUCCAUAUGUUUUACUUUCCAAACGUAACAAGCUUGCUCGGUAGUUCAUCUGGCACAUAAUUGGACUUCAUCUCCAAAAUGUCCACUAGUGGCGGAAAAACGGCGAGUACUUGUAAUUGUUUUCGUGCACAGUUAUUAUUACAGCUCUAAUGUGUUUCGCUUGCCGGACGUAACAAGCUUGCUCGGUACCUCAGCUGGCACAGAAUUAAACUUAGGAUGCAAAAUCCUAGGUACGAAUCCCGUGAAAAAUGACUCGCGCUAAAAGAGCCGAAAGAUGAGAGAUUGAAAAACAAGCUAAAACAGCAUGCUUGUGAUCGUGUUUUUACAUCACAUUCGCUUUUGUUCAAACUAUCUGGUAGGUUAAGGUGUAGUGCAGAUGGUAUGUUAUUUUAAAUAACUAUUUUAUGGUACAAGUCUACUUGUUGUUUUAGAUAUUGACCACAGCAGUGCAAAAACCAUCACAGUGAUCAACAUGCUAAGCUAAUAGCUGACUAACUGGCUAAUAAACAUACACCUGUUCAAUUCCUCAAAGCGUUCAAUUACUUUUGAGAUGCGAAAUACGUACCAGUAGGUACAUAUCACUGCAUCUUCCAACCGAAAUGUCCACUAGAGUCAGUAAAACGGUGAGCACUUGUAAUCGUUUUCGUACACAGUUAUGAUUACAGCUCCAUAUGUUUCGCCUACCGGACGUAACAAGCUUGCUCGGUACCUCAAGUUGGCACCAAAUUGGACUUAGGAUGUGGAAUCCUUAUGUAUGAAUCACGUAAAACAUGAUUCACGAUAAAAGAGUUGAAAGAUGAGAGAUCAAAAAACAAGCUAAAAUGGUAUGCUUGCAAUUGCAUUUUUUCUUCACAUUCACUUUUGUUCUCAUUCACAGUUAUGUUUUCGUGAUGAGACCAGGUUGGCAGUUUCAUAUGAUCUAGCUGCAAAAUGUAAAACAUUUCAAUGCAUCUAAAGUUUAAAGUAACAAUGAAAUUUUCACUUAUGGAUAUGAUCAGAACAUGUUGUUCCAAACCCGUAAUACAUUUGUUCGCCUUCAGAACACAUAUUAAGAUAUUUUUGAUGAAAUAAAAAAGAUAUCUGACUCUGCAUUGACAGCAACGGAACUACCACGUUCAAGGACCAGAAAGGUAGUAAGGUCAUCGUUAAAAUACUCCAUGUGACAUCAGUGGUUCAACCUUAAUUUUAUAAAUCUAUGAGAAUACUUUUUUGUGUGGACAGAAAACAAAUGCGUGCAUCGUGGUAUUCUUGCAACACCAUGUCCUUAAAGGGUUAGUUCACCCAAAAAUGAAAAUUCUGUCAUUAAUUACUCACCCUCAUGUUGUUCCAAACCCGUAAGACCUUUUAUCUUUGGAACACAAAUGAAGAUAUUUUUGAUGAAGUCCGGGAGCUCUCUGACCCUCCCAUAAACAGCAAGUGUACUACCACGCUCAAGGCCAGUCAAGGACAGUUUCAUUAAUCAGGACAUUUACUUUCACUAAAAAAAAGCUAAUUUCUGCUAAAGACGUGCCUGAUCAGCUAGAGUCGCCUCAAAGCCGUGUGGAAAGUUACAAAAAAUUCUGUGCAAAUGCCACGUGGAAUAAGGUUGCGCACACUCAAAGCGAACUUCAGCCAACACGCGUUGAGUAUAAAUUUGCCUUUACAUUCUCAUUAACGCAUGGCGGAGGCUGACACGGAAGAGGAGAAAUUGUUCAAUAAAGUAAUUUAUUGUUCCUGAAAAUUAAAAAGCUUCAUAAAAUUAAAGUUGAACCACUGAUGUCACAUUGACUAUUUUAACAAUGUCCUUACAACCUUUCUGGGCCUUGUACAUGUCAGUUGCGUUGCUGUCUAUGCAAGAUCAGAAAGCUCUCAGAUUUCAUCAAAAAUAUCUUCAUUUGCGUUCCAAAGGUGAAUGAAGGUCUUACGUGUUUGGAGAGACAUUAGGGUGAGUAAUUAAUGACACAAUUUUUAUUUUUGGGUGAACUAUCUCUUUAACCGUGAGCUUUUGAGUAAUCGUUGGAACUUGCUCCCAAAUUCCCUGUUGUUGGAACUUGCAAUGUAUUCGUGCGCAAAAACCUGCAUGUGAACAUUUUCAUGCCAAAAUCAUGAGAAGUCUUUGAGCUCAUAUUAAAAUCCCUGACGUUUGAUUGGAAACUUGGCAAACCCAAGCAUGAGAUGUUAUCUCUUCUGAAACUUUCAAAGAUGUGUGAGAUUACUUAGAUCUUUUUCUCCUGAGAAACAUCUGAGCCCUGAGUAUUUUGGUGAAAACCAAAAUACUACUGACAUACAAGUAGUGCCCUGACCUCUCAAGGGGUAAGUAGAAGGGGAAAGAUGUUUUUCUUUCCAAGAAGGCACGUGAACUCAUCUCCGUUCAAGGCAGCACACACUGCCAUCUAUCAAUCAGCAGAACGGCCCCUGUACGGCUCUCCUCUGACCUAGUUUGCAUUUGUGCGCAGCUCACUUCAAAACAUCACCCUGCCCACAUUUUUUUUUUUUU
Molecule: messenger RNA, 10235 nt
Organism: Labeo rohita (rohu)
Lineage: Eukaryota; Metazoa; Chordata; Actinopteri; Cypriniformes; Cyprinidae
Gene: otud7a
Product: OTU deubiquitinase 7A
Exons: 13
Coding region: 325-3150 (941 amino acids)
Biological process (GO): protein deubiquitination involved in ubiquitin-dependent protein catabolic process; protein K63-linked deubiquitination; protein K11-linked deubiquitination
Cellular component (GO): nucleus; cytoplasm
Molecular function (GO): DNA binding; cysteine-type deubiquitinase activity; zinc ion binding
Source: RefSeq, a predicted model, not a curated record